Triplophysa dalaica is the source of this 2716-nucleotide messenger RNA. RefSeq names its product regulatory factor X, 6 (gene rfx6). Gene Ontology annotation, molecular function: RNA polymerase II cis-regulatory region sequence-specific DNA binding; DNA-binding transcription factor activity, RNA polymerase II-specific. Lineage: Eukaryota; Metazoa; Chordata; Actinopteri; Cypriniformes; Nemacheilidae. The transcript has 19 exons. The record is from RefSeq and is a predicted model, not a curated record. Gene Ontology annotation, biological process: regulation of transcription by RNA polymerase II. The coding region runs from base 1 to 2706 and encodes 901 amino acids.
AUGCCAAUGAAAAGGAACACGGGGAGUCCAUUGAAGAAUGGCACGUUUUAUCAACUGCAACCCAAAAGAGCUUGCAGGAGCGCAGAUGACCUCCACGAAACAAUCACCGUUGACCAAGACGACCUUACAAAAAACGUGUUUUUCAAAGCCAGGCUUGAGGAGGAGGAUUCUGGAAUUAAAUCAGAGGCUGAUGAGAGCAAUGGAAGCGUAUCUUCUGAGGAGGAUCUAGAUUAUUCCAAGACCUUCUCUUUAAAAGAAACUGUGCUAAAGAAAAGCAUCAGUCAAAUUAUCAAGGACAAGAAGAAACAGACUCAUCUUACUUUACAAUGGCUCGAGGAAAACUACAUUGUCUGUGAAGGUGUUUGCCUGCCUCGCUGUAUCCUCUACGCUCAUUAUUUAGACUUUUGCCGGAAGGAGAAAUUAGAUCCUGCUUGCGCUGCCACGUUUGGGAAGACUAUUCGACAGAAAUUUCCUUUGCUUACAACACGGAGGCUUGGAACUAGAGGCCAUUCAAAGUAUCAUUAUUAUGGUAUUGGAAUUAAGGAGAGCAGUGCGUAUUAUCACUCGGUGUACUCAGGAAAAGGCUUGACACGAUUCUCUGGAAGCAAACUCAAAAAUGAGGGAGGAUUUACCAGGAAAUAUUCACUUAGUUCUAAAACGGGGACGCUUUUACCUGAAUUCCCGAGUGCACAACAUUUAGUGCUUCACGAGUCUGUUUCAAAAGAAAAGGUGGACACAUUAAUUAUGAUGUACAAAACACACUGUCAAUGCAUUCUAGACAACGCCAUUAAUGUCAACUUUGAAGAGAUCCAGAACUUUCUUCUUCACUUCUGGCAAGGAAUGCCUGAGCAUCUCCUGUCCCUGCUGGAGAAUCCAGUCAUUGUGGACAUCUUCUGUGUGUGUGACUCUAUACUUUACAAAGUUCUGACUGAUGUUCUCAUUCCUGCUACCAUGCAGGACAUGCCUGAGAGUCUUUUGGCAGACAUUCGAAAUUUUGCCAAGCACUGGGAACAUUGGAUGGUGUCUUCGUUGGAGAAUCUCCCAGAAAUCCUUUCAGACAAGAAACUGCCCAUCGCUCGCCGGUUCGUGUCCUCCUUAAAGAGACAGACCUCCUUUUUACAUCUUGCACAGAUCGCAAGACCUGCACUUUUUGACCAGAACGUGGUGACAUCCAUGGUGAAUGAUAUUGAUAAGGUGGAUCUGAACAGCAUUGGUUCUCAAGCGUUCCUUUCCAUCACAAACGACCAAGAUUCAGACUUCUACUCUGAAUAUGACUCGGUUUCAUUGUUUCAAGAGCUGAAAGAUCUCUUGAGGAAAAAUGCCACCGUAGAGUCUUUUAUUGAAUGGCUGGACUCUGUGGUGGAACAGAAAGUUAUAAAGCCUAGCAAGCAAAGCGGUCGGUCGGUUAAGAAGCGAGCUCAGGAUUUCCUUCUGAAGUGGAGUUUUUUUGGCGCACGAGUGAUGCAUAAUCUCACUCUAAACAAUGCUACCAGCUUCGGUUCAUUCCACCUCAUUCGGAUGCUUCUGGAUGAGUAUAUCCUGCUGGCAAUUGAAACACAGUUUAACAAUGACAAAGAGCAGGACCUCCAGAACCUGCUGGAGAAAUACAUGAGGAAUGCAGAUGCCAGUAAGGCUGCAUUCACCGCAUCUCCAAGUUCCUGUUUCUUGGCCAAUCGAAAUAAAAGCAGCAUGGCGUCCGGUGAUUCCGCCGUCAAGGACGAGAACCCUCCAGAACAUGAUUUUCUAUCACUUGGGCCAAAUAGUGUUGUGUACCAUGCUACCGAUCCAGACAGCUUUACUGUAUCUGGACAAAUGGAUUACUCGCAGACCAGCGGUCCCCUGAUGACGCCUCCCAUCUCCCCAGCCAUGAUGAACCGUAGCAGCGUGAUCAACCAGGGCCCGAUGGCUGUGAGACCUCAGAACUGUCCCAUCCAACCCCAGGUGUCCUGCCAGGCCUUCACAGAUACCAUGUAUCAGAGCCUUCCCAUUACUAGCCCCGGAUCAUAUCCCCACUCCACUUAUUACCAGACGAUGUUUAGAUCUCAAACACACCCCCCGACGUCAGCGUACCAGGUCCGAGCCGAAAGCGGACGCUACACGUCCUUCUCUGGAAACCAGCUGGCCAAAGACUGUUUCGGCAACAGCUGUACCGUAUCUCCAUACAACACCAGGGUGUCGUCUACUGGAUACACGGGUGACACCGGGAUAGACACUGAGGCCGUUCAGCUGCUGGACUCUGGAGGGUUUAGUUUUGGAGGAGGUGCUAACAAAGUGGAAGGAUGUUCAGGUCCAGUUUGCUCCAGCACAGGACACAGCGGGUACUAUGGUUCCGGUGGGUAUGUGGAUGCUCAAAGGAUGAGCACAUUUAUCGAUCAACACGUGUCGGUGAUCAGCAGUGUGAGCAGCAGCCGCUCCGUUUCAGCUUACUCUGAGGUCCACGACCCUCUCAACAUCCUGGAUGACACAAGCAGGAAGACAGCCAGACCCUUUUAUACCGAACUGGCCUCUAUGGGCGCGCACACAUCAGGAGCCUGCGUACCCCAUUCCUGUACCAUCAAUGCACCCUGCAUGUACGGAACUGCUGCUUCAUAUCACUCCCAGAAUGCAUUGCUGCCUCAUCAGGGAACCAACGAGAUUCGGGAUAUGGUUUCUUCCUUGCCUCCCAUCAACACUGUGUUCAUGGGCUCAUCCGGUGGGCCGCCCUGACUGUCCUCUG